Closterium sp. NIES-67 is the source of this 4773-nucleotide messenger RNA. The record is from the annotation of a GenBank genome assembly. NCBI's taxonomy places the organism in Eukaryota, Viridiplantae, Streptophyta, Zygnematophyceae, Desmidiales, Closteriaceae.
AUCGCGGACACGGCCCGAUGAUCCCGAAGACAAAUUCCCUACGAGACUGCUGGUUCGGACUUCGGAGGACACUCCUACGAGAGGGCAGUAUCGUAGUUGGGUGCUAUGGCGGGCCGACUGACCGACAACGCCUCGAUAAGUGGAGGCCUAUUGGAUCGCGCCGAUGUCAGUAAGGCGGAGCUAGAGCAGCGAUUGGAGGAGGAGGAGGAAGCCGUUCGGCUCCUAUCGCGAUUGGAGCAGAGUCUAGACGCGGCUGCUGACGUGGCAGCCGUUGAAAGCGCUGUCGCUGCCUUGCUGGCACCAGACGUGCGCGCCGUAGGCGGCGCGUCGGCUGUAGCGGAUCGUGCGAGCAGCGCAAAUGACGGAAACGAGCCUCGAGAUGAAGCGCUUGCCACGGGAGCGAGAGCGAGAGACGCCGCUGUGACAGAAACGAGGGCACCGACAACAGCACCGAUACAGUCACCUCUCCGCGUGCUGCUAUCGGAUCACCUGGCGGCCGUGUCGCAGCUGCUACUGCUCCGGGCAGCGCCAGUCCUUCCCCCUUCCGCCCGCCGCGUUCUCCUGGACCCGCUCUUCCUCUCCGCACCCCUCCCCUCCGCGCUGGACGCCCUCCUCCCCCUCCUCUCCGCCUCCCCCUCCGCCUCCGCGUGCACUGACUCCGCGGACGAGGACUGGCGGGAAGGGGGAGAUGGGGGAAGAAGAGGCAUGGGGGAAGAUGGUGGGGAGGAGAGUGAGGGGAAGGGUGGGGGCAGUGGCGGUGGCAGUGGCAGUGGCAGUGGCGGUAGGGAUGGUGGGUUGUGGGUGACAGUGGCACAAGGAAAGAGAGGCAGCGUUGCACGCAGGGAAGCAGAGAGACUUCUCCUCGUUGCCAUUUUCGGCAGUGGCAGCGACACGAAGAGGAGCAAGUGCCGCAGCCAGGAUGGGCACUUCUCCUCGGACGCUGAAGGACGGCUCAGGAACCCUCAUGCACCGGACGUUGCAGGACUUGGGACCGUAUCCCACCUAGGCGGAUUGCCUAGGUUUCUGUUCCACCUGGAAACGGCUAGAUGCGCAUCAGCAGCAGCAGUGAACACGUCAGCAGCAGCGUCAGCCACGUCAGCAGGGUGGAGGGGGGAGCACAGCGUGGAUCAGCUGGUGUCUCAGCUGGCAUCUGUGCCCGACAGGGCAUCGCCGCAUGCUCCUCCCUCCCUGCACGCACCUCUCUUCAUCUCGUCCGUGAUCAGCUGCGCGCUCACCACCGCUGCCGCCAUCGCUGCCUGUCGCCCUUCCACUCAAACAGCCCCCUCGAGCCACCAUGACAGCAGCAGCCCUGCCCCAAUCCAGCCACGCACUGCUGUCUCCCCAGAGGCGUUUGUGGGGCUGCUGGCAGCUAGGCUGUGCCGCAGAGGGCACGCGGCCACGGUGGCAUCCGAGGUUGUCCACACAAUCAUCCGACAGCUGGCAUACGCCACGUCAGCAGAUCCACAUGGCACCAGCAGCCCCACCACAACCACCACCCCCAGCAGCAACAGCAGCAGCAGCAUUUUAAGCAUCACGCCCUUCCCCCAGCUGGCCUCGCUCUACGUCGCCAUCCUCUCCUCCCUGGCUGCGGCUGACUCCUUCGCCCUUCAGCAGCUAGCCGAGGCUGUUCUCACCCGCCUCGCUGCCUUUGCUGCUGCGCUUGGCACCAGUGGCGGCGGUGACAGCAGCAGCAGCAGCACUGGUGUGCCGGAGGCUGUGUUACAGCUGCUGUUUCGGGGCAUGCUCAUACAGCGGCAGUCCCAAGCAGUGUAUCUCUUCACCUCUCACCUCCUCACUCGCUCCCUCCUCCCCCUCCCUUGCCUGCGCUGGCUCAUUGCCCUUCUCUCCUCCUCCUCGUCUCCCCCUGCUGAUGCCACCACUGCGCUCGAGCCAAUGGGGCUGUGCCACGUGGCACUUGAGCACGUGCUGCGUCAUUGGAGUUCCGCGGCUCUCGUCCAAUCAGCUUCCAUCGAGAGACAGAUCUACGUGACAGCAGCAGCAGGUUUCCUGCUCUCCCUGCCCCACUGCCACCACCACCUUGAGCCUCAAUGCGCACAACCACCCUCCUCCGCCCCCCUCUCCCCUUCACCCCUUCGGUUGCAUCCGUCGCUGCUCACAUUGAUCCUCAAGGGCGUCUCUUUGCGCUUGGAGAGCCCUCUCCCCGUGGUGCGGCUGAUGGCGCAACGGAUCGCGUUUGCCUUCUCUGUCACCGUGCACCCUGACCGCCCUCCCAUGCUCUUUGGGGAGUUUGCCUUUGAGGCGGGGAUAGCAGGCAGGGAGGGGAAGGGGAAGGGGAGAGGAACAGGCUGGAGUAGUAAAGUGAGUGAAGGGAGUGAGGGGGUAGGAGAGGGAGAGGGGGAGGUGGUGGAUGGUGGGGGGAGGAGGGAGGCGGCUGUUGCUGCUGCUCUGGACUUUGAACGCGGAUGGGAUGUUGGUGUAACGGGGCAGGCUUGUAGGGAGGACAAGGAGGGAGGGGAUGGGAAGAGGAGGGAUGGGGGAGGAGACAGGAAGGGGAGAGUGGAGGGGGAAGUCGAGGGAGAGUUGGGUGAGGAGGGAAGGGGGGAGGAUGAUAGUGAGGAGGAGAGUGGGGAGGAGAGUGGGGAGGAAAGUGGGGAGGAGAGUGGGGAGGAGAGUGGGGAGGAGAGUGGAGAGGAGAGUGGGGAAGAGUGGAGUGAGAAGGAUUGGGAUGAGGAGGAGGAAUGUGAGGAAGAGGAAGAGGAAGAGGGCGGGGGGGGUGUGGCAGGUGGCGACGCGAUGCCCAUGCAGCUGCGAUACUGUGCAGCGGACCUCAGGAAGGCGGAUGAUAUUAAUGCGAUGGAGCGUGCGCUGCUGUCCCUCGAACCAAUGGUCCGCUGCCAACCGGAUGAGCUUGAUGACGUGGCAGCUGAGCUGGCACGCUCCCUUAUCCACAUGCAAUGCCAGUUUCUCCUCUCAGAGGAGGCAGAGGGAGAGGGGGAGGGAGGGGAGGAGGGAGAAGAGGGGAGUGGGAGCGAGGGUGAGGAGGACGGGGGAAAGGAGGGAGAAGGGGUGGAGCAGUGUGAGGUGGAAGAGUGGGGCCCAGGUGAAAAAAAGGGGAGCGGAAGAAGAAGAGGAAGCGGAGGAGGGGUCAGAUGGCAAGGGCAGAAGCCGAGAGGAGCAGAGGCGAGGCGGAGAGCAGCGCUGGUGGCUCUGCUCGUCUUCUCCCCUGUGCCCUCCCUGGAGGUGCUGCUGGGGGAGGUGUUUUCUGCCCACGUGGACAUGAGUCAGCGCCUGCUCAUUCUCGAUGUCAUGGAGACAGCUGCCAUCGAACUCGCCUCCUACUCCUCCCCCUCCCCCUCCCCCUCCUCCUCCUCCUCCCUCUCUUCCCUCUCAGUCUCCACUCUCUCUCACCCCAUUUCUUCCUCCCUCCCCGUCUCUCGCUCCCACACUCCCCUCAUAGUCGAGCUUCAGUCAGGCCCCACCCCCUGGCACCACCCCGCACACUCCCUCUCCCCCUCCCCUCCCGGUGCUGGAUCCUGGGUUGAGCUGCCUGGGAUUCUGCCUGGGGAUCUCGGGCAGCCCGAGAUGGCAAAGGCAAUGUUAGCAUCAGCUUCAGCAGCAGCGGGAGGAGGAGGGUUCGGCCUGACCGGGCUUACGGGCAGCUGGACGAAAAGUUUUGCGAGGGACCUACCCAGACGCCCUGGCGAUCGCACCCUCGGGCAGAUAACACGAGGCUCCAAGGUGAUUGAAUCAGCAAGAGAGAAGGAGCUAGGAAACAGCUGGCAGAACCAGCAGCACCAGCAGCACCAGCAGCACCAGCAGCAGCAGCAGCCACAGAUUGUCGGGGUUUCGUCCAACAGUAGUGUUUCUUCUCCCCGUGUGCGAUACGCUGACGUUGCAGCGGGGUUCAUGCUGCCUUUGAUGCGGGCGUAUGACAGGCAGAGCCAGGGCGUGGACUGGGUGGGCCGGGACUUUGUUGUGCUGGGGCGCGUGCUGCUGCUGCUGGGGAAGUGCCUGCGCCUCGUGGCACCCUCACCUGCUGUGCUUCCUCUUUCGGCUUCCCUUCUGGAAUUUAUCAACGCCAGCCCCAUCUCCCUCCACCCAGAGCCCUACGUGCAGCGCUGUGCAAUCUUCACUGCAGCCUCACUCCUCCUCUCCCUGCCCCCUGCUGCGGUCGCUGCUGAGGGGCUCCUCCUCUCCUCUGCUGCCGCUGCUAGUAGUGCCGGAAUCACCAGCUUUGGUGCUGCUGCUGCUGGUGCUGGUGGCCGUGUGGGACUGCCUGGGAUGCUGGGAGCGGUGGCAGCAUGGGUGGGGAGAAUAGCAGAGGAGAGGGGGGACGAGCAGACGAAGGCAAUGGCCUUUGCAUGCCUCCAGCUGUACGACGACUUCUCCAAGGCGUGCCUGCAGGCGGUGCUUGGCACGUCCGCAUGACUUCUCAUACACCGCUGAUUUCUGGGGUGACUCUGCUCUAAGAUGGUGCUUGUCAAAUGGCCGUUGCGUGUCUUGAGCUAUGAUUCGGGCAGACUUCCAGGCAACUUGCACAUCGUCCUUCCUCCUGACUCCUGAGUGACCUCACCUCACCCAUCCAUAAAAACUCUAUGACAUGAUAGUCACAGACAUGAUACUAGUCCGGGGGUGAGGGGAGGAUGAUUGAUUGUAUGUUCAAUUGACACACCCAUUGCCUGCUCAAUUGAGCCCCUAACAGACAUUCGAUUCUGUCGGUCAAGCAAGACCUCUGGGAUGAUAACAGCGAGAGUACCCUGUGUACAGAUGCAGGUGAUGUCAUCGGUGCCUCUAAAUUGUGUAAGGUCACUU